UGUUAUCCAAAGGCGUAUCACUGAGACGGCCGAGUUUGCCGAGGUUGACAUAGGAAAAGGAGAGCGCCCCAACUUGUUGCAGGUACUCCUCGCAGAUGGUCGCCUCGACUUUCCGGCGUGUGUCUCCAUGGUCACGGGAUUCUUCUCCACGGCAACAGACAACGUAAGUUUGACUCUUGUGGAUUUGGCUAUCUGAAGAACGGGGUUUUAUUGUUUAAAAUUUCUCGAAAUCGAAGCCACAGUUGGACAUACGUGUUUGAGACGCAGGGCCGCGGGAAGGAGGGCACUCACCAUGGACGCCCACUACGGGGAGGGGGGACGCCAAAAUCAUCCUUAGGCUGGAAUUUAAAAUGAAUAAAACUAUAAAAUGUCAUGAAUUUCACAAAUACGACAGGCGAAAAAAUAGACUUUUUACUGGUCCUUCCAGGUGGGUACUUUUUUUUUUCAUUGAGAGACGACAUUUCUUAGGCUUUGCCUUUGGCGAUUUUCCUCAACACGGCAAUGUUGGGACGGCAAUCUUGGGACGGCAAUGUUGGGACGGCAAUCUUGGGACGUAUCAUCCUAAAUAAUUGGACUUGAACUUUUUUUUUAAAAUGUAAAAAUACGCCUUCAUUGUGGCAUCAACACAGACAGUGGCGUAACAAGGGCUUGGCAUUGGGGCAGUUGCCUAGGGCGCCGGCCUGCGCCAGUUCAAAAGGGCGCUGCUAAAUCUCUAAUUUUUAAACUUUUAUUUAAACAAAAGGGCGCCAAAAAUAAAUUAGCCAAGGGCGUCAAAAACCCAGUUAUUCUCCUGAACACGGAUUAAGUUAUAAAGGCUACAUUCAACCAAGACUUACUCCAUAAAACAUAUCAAAGAAAGACCUAAUAAUGGCGUCUGUAAAAAGAAUGUUUUCACAUGACCUUUUAACGUCAAUGGAGGAAAAUUGUUUUUUAUUUAAAUGAGUACUAUAUCUACCUUGACCAUAUUACCCCUAAGGACAUAAACAAUAUCUGCUAUGAAGCUAUGACACACUAGGGCGUAUACAAAAAUCUACUAUUAACCUGUUACCAAUAGAACGUUACAAUAUCUAGUAUGAAGCUAUUACACUAAUUUACACCACAGGGCAUAUUCAAUGCAGACAUUAUAUAUAUACACGCGCAUAUAUUUCGUGACAGUUGGUGGUAAUUUCCCACUUUUCCUCUUGCAGUGUCCUGCACUGACCCCUUUGUUGCCUAGUUCAGUAUGUUUCUCUUAACAUGACGUGGUGCACUUUAACCUCUUGUGUCACAUUCGACAGCCCCCCCCCCCGCCCCACUUGGCGUCCUUUUGGAUUUUGUUCCCCCCUGCAUUCAAAAUUGAUAGUUAAGCUUUUUUUUUAAUUUGUUGCAUAUAAAUAUAUCGCCUCACUUCCAGUGGUGCACUUUAACCUCUUGUGUCACAUUCGACAGCCCCCCCCCCGCCCCACUUGGCGUCCUUUUGGAUUUUGUUCCCCCCUGCAUUCAAAAUUGAUAGUUAAGCUUUUUUUUUUAAUUUGUUGCAUAUAAAUAUAUCGCCUCACUUCCCGGCAGCCGCAGAAUCUGCAGGGUCCACGCGUUGCCUCUGGGUUUUCUGACCUCACAGUGACAGAUCAAGAAUUUAUUUCCAUAAAUAUAUUUUUCUAUUGUGUCAUCAGAUCUCGAACACCUUAAACCUGGUCCUGUGGCACUUGGCUAAAAAUCCCCAGGUGCAGGAGAAGCUGAGAGAAGAAAUCAGGUUACGCGUGGCGUCCACUGAGGUGGUCAGUCCAGAUGAACUCUCGCACAUACCCUACUUGAAGGCGUGCCUCAAAGAGAGCCAAAGGUAAGACUGUGUUAUGCUCAGAGAGAUAUUCUUCUCGGUGGUGAACGUCCAGAUAGGAAAUUGUAUGCCUAUAAUGUUCCUAACGUUGAUAAAAAAAUAAAUACAUAGUAUUUUCUGGGCAUCAUGAGGGAGUAUCUUGGGUGACUGCCCACACUUUUGUCCAAGGACUGGACCCCCAAGUGAAACUGCCAUCGUAUUAUGAUCCUAGUCUCGUUCGGCUAUCUGUUAUCUAUUUUGGACUGUGAAAAUCUAUUACUUCAACUUCAAUCCCAGAGUCAGAGGACUCCCGGGUGUAGACUGGCAUGCUAUUGACUUUAAACCCAGAUUCAGAUGACUCCCGGGUGUAGACUGGCAUGCUAUUGACUUCAAACCCAGAUUCAUAUGACUCCUGGGUUUAGACUGGCAUGCUAUUGACUUCAAACCCAGAUUCAGAUGACUCCCGGGUUUAGACUGGCAUGUUAUUGACUUCAAACCCAGAUUCAGAUGACUCCCGGGUUAAGACUGGCCUGCUAUUGACUUUAAUCACAGAUUCAGACGACUCCCGGGUUUAGACUGGCAUGCUAUUGACUUCAAACCCAGAUUCAGAUGACUCCCGGGUUUAGAUUGGCUUGCUACUGACUUUAAUCACAGAUUCAGACUACUCGCGGGUUUAGACUGGCAUACUUUUGAUAUCAAACCCAGAUUCAGAUGACUGUCGGGUUUAGACUGGCUUGCUACUGAAAUUACCAACUUAAUUGAGUUUUUCUUUUAAUUGUCAAAAAUAGAUUAAAAUGUUAUUACUUUUUUUUAAAAUUAACCCAAGGAAAAUGUUCUUGAUUCGUUUCAGGCUGACCUUCCCAACACCUCUUGGAAGUAUCCGAGCCAUGCCCGAGGAUGUCACUUUGGCAGGAUACCAUAUUCCUGCUGGGGUAAGUCCGAGAACAGGGGAGUGAGGGGGGGGCGGGAAUGCGCAGCUUCGCUAAUAAUAUCUGGUUCAUAACCAAGGGUUUCAUUUUCUUGUGUGAGGGACACAUGGAUUGUGUCAUUGAUGGAGAAACCGCGCCUUAGCUGAAUGUCAUUGAUGGAUUCGUUGUAAUUUAAGGCUGUUUUGUUUGUUUCUUUUUUAAAUUAUUGACAGAUAUUUUAUGUUAUUACAUGAGAAAAUCUGAGAACUGAUAUUAUUUAUUAUGUAUGCAUUAAUUCUGUAAUUAUUGACGAAUGUAUGGGUCCUGUUACAUACCGCCCCAUGAUUUUGAAAAUUUUAUUUAAUUUGGCUUGAUUUUUUUAACUAUAAGUCACAAAUGACUGAAAAAAUUAAUCUCAAAUGACUGAACAAUUUUUCAAAUGACUGAACAAUAUAUCACAAAUGACUGAAAACUAGUAUAUAAAGAAAAUAGUUAACAAAGCUAGUGAUAUUAAUAAUAUUCAAUUUAAUUAUAAUAUUAAAUUUAUAUUAAUAAUUAAAAAUUAAUGGACAGAAAUAAAAUUGUAUCAACGUAGAGCAUAGCAAGUGAAAACGUACAAUCCUUAAAAGGUACAAAUAUUAAUGUACACACACACACAUAAGAGUACAAUAUAGUAAGUAUAUUGCGUCUUGUAAAUGUCUAGAGAAAGUAGCAAAAAUAUGUCCCUGCUAGGGAAGCUACUGGUAUAUAUAUAUAUGUAGUAAGUUAGAACCCUUCUGAAAAUAAAUUCUUGAAAUUUCGUCAUUUGAUAGCAUUCCUAAGAACAAAUUAGAAGGUAAGCGAAGGCAAACAACCUAUUCUCAUUCAUAGGAGGGACUGGUAAAAAGGAUUGGCGCUACACAUUUUUAAUGGGUGACGCCAAUAGCCAAACAAAAAAAAGGGAGGGGAGGUAAGGUCAACUGACAUGCCUAGUGGUCAACAAAAACUAGGUCAGCACACAGACUAUAACAGUUACAUUUUUCGUAAAUACUUAAACUUAAACAGACAGGUUGAAGCUAUGGUUUUAAAAAAGUACUUAAAGCUGGACCUUUUGUUAGUAAGAAAUAAACUGAAAUAAUAAUAAUAGUAAUAAUAAUUAAGAAAUGUGAAAAGAGAAUUCAGCAUUCAGUGUACAACUUAAGAUGAAUCAAAUACGCCACACGGCUAGUCCUUUAAUUUAUAGCAUCUCUGAUUGUUGGGUCAAUUUCAGGUUGUCAGGCGGGCUUCCAAUAUUAUAAAUUAUGCAUAGAAAACGAACUGUGUCUUCUGUUUCCCCGGUUCACAUUCACGUACUUGAUCGGUUCACAUUCACGUACUUGAUCGAAUUUAAUUUAUCGUGUGAUUUAGCAUUGAUUUUUUUUUUUGGCAAGUAGCUUUAGAUCUUGCUGGAGAGUAAUGAGCAUGACCUGCAGCAUCAAUUGUCGUUAAAACUAUUGUUGUAUGUUCUCGUUUAUUAAAAGCGCAUAAUUUUCAGUUGCUAGUUAUAAGGCCUUAUGUUUUGGUGCUUGAUGUUUUGGUGCUUGGUGUUUAGGUCCUUUAUGUUUUGGUGUUUGAUGUUUAGAUACUUCAUGUUUUGGUGUUGGAUGUCUUGGUGUUUGAUGUUUAGGUGCUUUAUGUUUUGGUGCUUUAUGUCUUGGUGUUUGAUGUUAAGGUGUUUUAUGUUUUGGUGUUGGAUGUCUUGGUGUUUGAUGUUUAGGUGCUUUAUGUUUUGGUGCUUUAUGUCUUGGUAUUUGAUGUUAAGGUGCUUUAUGUUUUGGUGUUGGAUGUUUUGGUGCUAGAUGUGUGGACGUUUGAUAUUUUGUUGCUUGAUGUCUUGAUGCUUGAUAUCUGAGUGCUUGAUAUCUGAGUGCUUGAUAUUUUGGUGCUAGAUGUCAGGGUGCUUGAUGUUUUAGGGUUUGGUAUUUACUGGAUUAAUUUUUUGAGUGCUCGAUUGGUGGGAAGGGCUGUGCUUGAUUUUUUGGGAUGUGAGCCUUGCAGGCUUAAUGUUUGGGACUUAAUAUUAAGAAAACUGCUGUCUAUCAAACUUUCUUAUUGUGAUUUAUGUUGUCGAGAAUGUGGGGUUUUCAACUGGUGUGUGUCUGUGUCGCGGAUUGUUCAACGUGGCUUUGCCCUUUAUAAUAAAAUUAACGAGGAUAGUGUUGGUAAAUUUAACACUCAUAAAUAACAACAUCGUGAUAUUACAAAGAUGAAUUGUCGUGCAUGCCAUUGUUGUUGUUGUUGACACCAAUGAUUGGUCGUCUGCCGCUAGCAAUGUUUGAAACAUGAGGCUAAGCUCAAAAGAAUCUGAAAUUUUUCUUGGUCUUAUUGCCACCAUUUGUCUUGUUCACAUUACCGAUGGUUUAGAAUAUCAAGUUCUCAUUGACUUUGGUGUUACGUUUAGGGCAGUGUUCGGCAAACUCAUUAGUCAAAAGAGUAAAAAUUAGAAGCAGGCAGGGCGAUUAAAAAAUUUUUGAGAGCAAAACUUCUUGUCAAGAACCAUGUUUUUUGGAGUCAAAGACGAUUUGUGGCCAACUGGCCGAGCAGCACUCAGGACGUUAAAGAGCCGCAUGCAGAUCACCGCGAUUUGCCGACCAUGGGUCUAGGGCUAGGGUUACCAUGCGCCCAGGUUUCCCCGGACAUGGUCUCUUUUCAGGCCCCUAUCCGGGCGGUUUUCCAGAAAUAUGGCUUUUUCCCGUGUUAUAUACUAUUCUGUUCCAUGAACUAAACGCGCGCGUCAGCAAUAUUUAGUUCAAUGGUUAGGGUUAUUGAGGUAACCAUUGAAACUUCUGGUUCCGGAAGCCAUUUUUUUGUACACGUAACGCUUAAUCAUAAUGGUAAAGCAAGUUCAUAAUAAUAAUAGUUGCACUAAAUGUUGGAUUUAAAAAAUGCCGUGACGUAAAUGUUAAUUUACAGACGCACUGAAACCCCAAAACCCAGGUUUUCUUGCAGGUCGAUAUGACUGGGAAGCUGAGAAUCUGAGGAUGAUUGAAGGUUUGACAUGCGGCAGCGGAACUUAUUUCUCCGUUGUCAAGAACUGUGCACUGCAUUUAAAUGAGUGUCGACAUGCCUAAGCAUGUUUAGGGAAUUCUCGGAAACAUGCAUUUAUGAAAGUUACUUAAACUUAAUUGGCUUUUCACGCUGCCAAGCACAAUCAAAGCAAUAAAUCAAUGGCUUAUUAAGAACAAUUUUACAUGAUUCUGAUACUGCCCGCAAAAAUCAUUUAUUGUAAUGUAAAGUGUACUGGGCACUCGCUACUACACGUUUAUAAUAAAAACUAUUUACACAAAUUACACUAUUUGAUGUAGUUUAACUUUAACUUUACUUUUUUAUUUGUACAAUACUUACAAUCGGCGUAGCACUAGGUGCGGGCUACGGGUUUGAUAACCGGAUUUAAAUCAACAUUUUGUGUGUCCUAUUUUUCAUCUGAGCAUUAAAGACUAAAAAAAAUUUUUCCGAACUAAAAAAGGAAUAUUUGGACCACAGAUAAGGAAAUGAAAAAACAACAAUUAGCAACGUAAAAAAAACCCCCAAAAAAUUUUAAUAAUAACUCUUACUUAAACUAUUUUUUUAAACGUACCAGAAGGUUGGAUAAAGUUUAUGCAAAAAAAAAUCUGGCUACCCAAUGAAUGUUUGAUGUCAGGAAAGCGGAAGUAGUUAAUAAGAAGAUUGGCCCCAUCCAUAUUUCCGUUCCUCAUUCUGUUUAAUUUAGUAUUUAAUUUUUACAGAGCACCUGUAAAGCAAAUUGUGCCAUUCAGGUCAUAGCAAUUAUCAUUGAUAUAUGAGUCUAUUGUUGCACCUGCCAAUAGUGGAGUUUUGUGGUGGUGCACACCAUAAUAUUUUUUUUAAAUUCAUAAAUCAAACGUACUUUCUCCUUUAUUUUAGACAUGGGUCAAUUUCGGCCACAACGUUCUGGGACAUUCAAGAGAAUAUUUCGAAAAACCUGAGACCUACAUGCCUGAAAGAUGGUUGAAGCAGCCAAUCACAAUUGGAGAAAAAAUUCUCAAGCGUCGUCAGUCUAUCAUCACCAUGCCCUUUGGAUUCGGCAAGAGAAAUUGUGUUGGCAGACGUCUUGCCGAGCAGCAGAUUAACCUGGCCUUGAUCAAGGUAAAUGGAACUUAA
Molecule: messenger RNA, 6840 nt
Organism: Lymnaea stagnalis (great pond snail)
Lineage: Eukaryota; Metazoa; Mollusca; Gastropoda; Lymnaeidae
Source: the annotation of a GenBank genome assembly